Molecule: messenger RNA, 1945 nt
Organism: Amphimedon queenslandica
Lineage: Eukaryota; Metazoa; Porifera; Demospongiae; Haplosclerida; Niphatidae
Product: methionine--tRNA ligase, cytoplasmic-like
Exons: 17
Coding region: 1-1809 (602 amino acids)
Biological process (GO): methionyl-tRNA aminoacylation
Cellular component (GO): cytosol; aminoacyl-tRNA synthetase multienzyme complex
Molecular function (GO): methionine-tRNA ligase activity; ATP binding
Source: RefSeq, a predicted model, not a curated record
AUGGAUAGAGAGAGCAAGGAUAUAUUAUUGAAAGGCCCUGUUGCCGCUGCUUGGAAUGAUGCAAGCUACGUUGUAAAGUGCUUCCGUGCAAAACCUUCCGAGCCAAUACUUCCAGUCUCUGGUGAGCGAAAUGUACUAGUGACCAGUGCUCUUCCUUAUGUGAACAAUGUUCCUCACCUUGGUAAUUUAAUUGGGUGUGUUCUCAGUGGAGAUGUUUUUGCUAGGUAUUGCCGUCAAAGGAACUACAAUGUAUUGUAUGUGUGUGGUACUGAUGAAUAUGGUACAGCGACUGAGACUAAGGCUAUUGAAGAGGGACUGACUCCUAAGGAAAUUUGUGACAAAUAUUUUGAAAUACAUGACAAAGUCUAUAAGUGGUUUAACAUUGAUUUUGAUAUUUUUGGACGCACAAGCACUGCCCACCAAACCAGAAUCGCUCAAGAAAUAUUUUGGGACUUGUAUCACAAUGGAUUUAUUGUUAAAGAUAAUGUUGACCAACUUUUGUGUCAAACAUGUGAUAGGUUCUUGGCAGACAGAUUUGUAGAAGGCAUUUGCCCAUUUUGCUCUUUUGAUGGUGCACGUGGGGACCAGUGUGAUAAAUGUGGACACCUGAUUAAUGCCAUUGAGCUCAAGUCUCCCAAGUGCAAAUUAUGCUCUAGCGAGCCUUGCAUAAAGACUUCAAACCAUCUGUUUCUUGAUCUAGCUAAGCUACAAGACCCCGUCAAUGAAUUGUUUAUGAAGUCAUCUGAUCAAGGGGUAUGGUCCAACAAUGCUAAGAUCAUUACUUCAACUUGGUUACGUGAUGGUUUGAAUCGAAGAUGCAUAAGUCGUGACUUGAAGUGGGGAACGCCAGUACCUUUGGAUGGCUAUACCAAUAAAGUUUUCUACGUUUGGUUUGAUGCACCUAUUGGGUACAUAUCAAUUACUGCUGGCUACAUUGAUGAGUGGGAAAAAUGGUGGAAAAAUCCUGAUGAGGUCAAAUUGUACCAGUUUAUGGCUAAAGACAAUGUUCCUUUUCACACUGUUGUGUUUCCAGCUUCUUUGAUUGGAACAAAAAAGCCAUAUACAUUUCUUGACAGCAUUUCAUCUACAGAGUUUCUAAAUUAUGAGGAUGGGAAGUUUUCUAAGAGCCGUGGUGUUGGUGUGUUUGGUAAUGAUGCGAUUGACACCGGUAUUCCGGCCGAUGUGUUUCGAUUUUAUCUGCUGCUUGUUCGGCCAGAAACUCAAGAUUCUGUUUUCAGUUGGUCCGACUUUGCCAUUAAAGUUAAUGCUGAGCUUGUCAACAACCUUGGAAACUUUAUUAACAGAACUCUCACUUUUUUGGGGAAAAAUUACGAGCUAGUUAUGCCUCCUGUUUUUCCAAAUGAUGGAGACAUCCAUUUUUUAGAGCAAAUAAAUGUUGAACUUCAAAACUACAUAGAGAACAUGGAAAAGUGUAAGCUUCGAGAUGGACUGAAGUGUAUUCUAAGCAUUUCAAAACUUGGCAAUGGAUACUUGCAGGCAGGAGAGCCAUGGAAGUUACUGAAAUUGAACAACAAUGCAGACAAGUUGAGAGCUGACAGUAUAAUUGGUAUAAGUACAAAUGUAGUCUACCUCUUGUGUAUACUGCUUUACCCAUUUAUGCCAUCUGCAGGGAGCGACAUACUCAAGCAACUGAAUGUUAUGGAGAAUUGUAUUGCCAUUCCGGAAGCAAUGGCCCCUUUUCUUGCAGUUGGUCACAAGAUCAAUGAGCCUUUCCCUCUCUUUGUGAAACUUGAAGACUCACAAGUUUUGGGUUUGAAAAAGAAAUAUUCUGGAAAUGACACUUGUUGAUUUGUGUGGUCAUUAAUUACUAUAAUUUUAAGCAGGCUGACUAUAGUUUUGAUAGAAAUAAAGCAAAUGCUAUAUUAGUGUGUCUAAAUUUCAUUUAACUUUUAAUUCAUGGUAUACAUGUGAAUGACGUAAUGCA